Radiomyces spectabilis is the source of this 1548-nucleotide messenger RNA. RefSeq names its product Mur ligase. Gene Ontology annotation, cellular component: cytosol; cytoplasm; mitochondrion. Gene Ontology annotation, biological process: folic acid-containing compound biosynthetic process. Bases 73 to 1359 code for a protein of 428 amino acids. Gene Ontology annotation, molecular function: dihydrofolate synthase activity; tetrahydrofolylpolyglutamate synthase activity; ATP binding. The transcript has a single exon. NCBI's taxonomy places the organism in Eukaryota, Fungi, Mucoromycota, Mucoromycetes, Mucorales, Radiomycetaceae. The record is from RefSeq and is a predicted model, not a curated record.
CACAAGUCACGACAGUCGGAUUCGUUCGAGUGCCUGACUUUUUUCCAAUGCAAUUUUUCAGUUUAACCCAUUAUGGAGUUUGGCUUGGAGCGCACACAACGUCUGUUGCAAGCCCUCGGUAAUCCCCAUCAUGCAUUCAAGGUGAUCCAUGUAGCUGGAACCAACGGGAAAGGGUCAGUGUGUGCGUACAUUGCGUCGGUUCUGCUUCAAGCCCAGCUCAAGGUCGGCCGAUUCAAUUCUCCCCAUCUGCUUGAACCCCGUGACAGUAUCAACGUGAAUGGCGCACCCCUCGCACAAGCCAUGUACGAUCAUGCCUGUACGGUGGUUCGAGAUACCGAUAAAACGCACCGUAUCAAAGCUUCAUCUUUUGAGUUGUUGGUAGUCACUGCUUUUUGGGUGUUUCGAGAAAUGCAACUAGACUAUGUGAUUUUGGAAGUGGGUCUGGGUGGUCUGCUCGACGCCACCAAUGUUGUGGAACACCCACUGUGUAGUAUCAUCACGCCCAUCGGACUGGAUCACGUUGAUAUAUUAGGGGGAUCGCUUCAGACAAUUGCCCAAGCCAAAGCCGGUAUCAUGAAACCCGGUUGUCCGGUGAUCAUUGCUCCGCAGGAUAAUCCGGAGGCCCUGGAGACGCUCAUUGGCCAAGCUCAAACUGUCAAUGCACCCUAUAUCGUGGUAUCACCCGCUCAAUUCGUUUCUGACGAUCGUUGUCGCCUGGACUAUACCUUUGAUGAUACCCGUGUUCACUAUGAGUAUCCUGUUGUACUGCAUGGCGAUUACCAGCGGGUCAAUUCGGCUACGGCUGUCACUGCUCUGGAUUGGCUUUCUCGACGAAACGUGAUCCCCCCUCUUGCACCCAUACUGGAAAAAGGCAUGGCCGCAACACGAUGGCGUGGACGAAUGGAUUGGCUGACGGUCAUCGAUUAUCCCAAGUUAUCGGUUAUUUCCGGUCUGUACAGUAUGCUCGUCGACGGCGCCCAUAAUCUUCCUGCAGCGCAAGCCCUUCGUCGGCAUGUCGAUGCCUUGUGUCAAAAAUACAAGCUGUCGCGGACGCUUUGGGUGAUUGGUGCCACCGAAGGAAAAGAUAUCGAUAGUAUACUAAAGCAGCUAAUUCACACUCAUGACGCCGUUAUAUCUGUACCGUUUUCGCAACCAGCCGGUAUGCCGUGGAUCCACUGUGUCGCACCAGAGAAGAUUGCCGAGCGUGCGCAGAAUUGGACCUCGGAAACAUACGCAACCGAUUCCUUAUCCGCAGCUCUUCAACAAACAUCCUUCAUCUAUCACAAAGACAACGAUUUAGUCGUUCUUUGUGGAUCCCUGUAUCUCGUCGCUGAUCUCUAUCGCCUGAUAGAACAAUAAAAUUUUGCUUCUCGUCUGGACCGAGUUGUCACAGGAAAUUUGGACGAAUUGGGCAUGCGUGGUAUAUAACAUAAAUAGUUUUGGAUCGGCCGAUACUGCAUAUUGUUUGCGUCGUACACCUUCAAAUAUAAUGGCAUCUAUCAGCAGUCAAGGAUCCAAAUUGGAUUGCGUGCGUAGGGAACGAGUGCG